GAGUCGGCUUUCCAGCAAAUGUACCCGCCUGCCUCUUAUCAGAAACGCAUUGUUACAGUUCCAUAGCUCACUCUAGAGCUUACACUUCACAUCUAACUAUGCAAUCAAUCACAAACGCCGCUCCAAUUCAUCUCUCAAACAAUGCUAUCUUCAACUCCACAUUCCAGAGAAGCAACAGCAAAACUCAUCCCCAAUUUGUACUGAUUCAAAGCCAUGGCAGAAUCCUUAAUCGAGUUGCCCUUCGCACUAGGGGAAAGUGGAGGUGCUCUGCAGCCGAGCAGCCUCAGCCACAAGGGCAGAAACAACGGCCACCGAAGCAGAAAAGGAACCCGUCCGACGACGAAAACGGAAUUGACCCGGUUGGGUUCCUCUCCAAAUACGGCAUUACCAACAAAGGUUUUGCUCAGUUUUUACGUGAAAGGCAUAAAUUACUGAAGGACUUGAAGGACGAGAUUUUUAAUCGUCACCUCAAUCUCAAGGAGAUGGCUUCCGGAUUUGAUAUGAUGGCUAUGCACCGGAAUCCGCAGCAUCGAGUGGAUUUCUUGGAGUGGGCUCCAGGUGCUCGCUAUUGUGCUAUUGUUGGCGAUUUUAAUGGAUGGUCACCAACUGAAAAUUGUGCUAGAGAGGGUCAUUUUGGCCAUGAUGAUUAUGGAUAUUGGCUUAUUAUACUUGAUGAUAAAUUACGUCCUGGAGAAGAAGCCGACACACUCUUUUUUCAACAGUACAAUUAUGUGGAUGACUAUGAUAAAGGUGAUAGUGUUACUGCAGAAGAGAUGUUCAAAAAAGCAAAUGAUGAAUAUUGGGAACCCGGUGAAGACCACUACAGUAAAUCACGUCUUGAGAUUGCAGCUAAGUUGUUUGAGCAAAUAUUUGGGCCAAAUGGACCUCAAACAGAAGAAGAACUUGAGGAAAUUAGACCUGAUCCUGAUCCAGAGAAAAGAUAUAAAGCUUGGCAAGAGCAACAUAAGAAUGAUCCUCCCAGCAAUUUACCACCUCUUGAUGUAAUUGACAGUGGAAAAAAAGAGUAUGAUAUUUUCAAUAUUGUGAGUGAUCCAGUAAGUCGAGAAAAAUUUCGUGCAAAGAGUCCUCCUAUUGCUUAUUGGCUGGAGAGUCGGAAAGGAAGGAAAGCAUGGUUGAAGAAAUAUACUCCUGGAAUACCACAUGGAAGCAAAUAUAGGGUGUACUUUAACACUCCAGAUGGGCCUUUGGAACGGGUUCCUGCCUGGGCUACUUAUGUGGCUGUAGAUGCAGUUGGGAACCAGGCUUUUGCUGUCCAUUGGGAACCGCCUCCUGAGUCUGAAUACAAGUGGAAACAUAAGCUUCCACCCAAACCAAAAUCUUUGCGUAUUUAUGAAUGUCAUGUUGGGAUAGCUGGUCAGGAACAAAAAAUUUCAUCGUUCAGUGAUUUCAUCAACAAGGUCCUUCCACAUGUAAAAGAAGCUGGAUACAAUGCAAUUCAGUUCAUUGGAGUAGUUGAGCACAAAGAUUAUUUUACUGUUGGAUAUAGAGUGACAAAUUUUUUUGCUGUUAGUAGCCGUUUUGGCACUCCAGAGGAUUUCAAACACUUGGUUGAUGAAGCACAUGGAUUAGGACUGCUGGUUUUCUUGGACAUUGUCCAUUCCUAUGCAGCAGCAGAUGAAAUGGUUGGAUUAUCACGGUUUGAUGGAACAAAUGACUGCUUUUUCCAUACUGGUAAACGAGGGCAUCAUAAAUUUUGGGGUACGAGAAUGUUCAAAUAUGGAGAUCAUGAUGUUCUGCACUUCCUUCUUUCAAAUUUGAAUUGGUGGGUGGAGGAGUAUCAUGUUGAUGGUUUCCAUUUUCAUUCACUUCCAUCAAUGUUGUAUACACACAAUGGAUUUGCAUCAUUUACUGGUGACCUAGAGGAGUACUGUAACCAAUAUGUAGACAAGGAUGCCUUGUUGUACCUCAUAUUGGCUAAUGAGAUCUUGCAUGCACUUCAUCCAAGUAUAAUCACAAUAGCAGAGGAUGCAACACUUUAUCCAGGACUAUGUGAACCAACUUCUCAAGGUGGACUGGGGUUUGAUUAUUUUGUUAACCUUUCUGCCACAGAGAUGUGGUUAUCACUAUUUGAGAAAAAGCCUGAUCAUCAAUGGAAAAUGAGUGAGAUUGUUAGCACACUCGUGGGCAAUAAACAAAAUGCUGAUAAGAUGCUUUUGUAUGCUGAAAACCACAACCAGUCCAUAUCUGGAGGACACUCUUUUGCAGAAAUAUUAUUAGGUGAAUCUGUUAAGGACUCUUCUGUCUCACAAGAAUCAUUACUUAGAGGCUGCUCAUUACAUAUGAUGAUCAGGUUAAUAACUUUCACAAUUGGUGGUCCGGCUUAUUUAAAUUUCAUGGGCAAUGAAUUUGGACACCCUCAGAGGGUCGAGUUUCCAAUGCCAAGCAACAAUUACUCAUUUUCACUAGCAAACCGUCGCUGGGAUCUGUUAGCAGAUGAAGUCCAUAACCAGUUGUUUUCCUUUGAUAAGGAUAUGAUGCACUUGGAUAAAAAUGAAAGAGUGCUUUCAAGAGGCCUUCCUAACAUCCACCAUGUCAAUGACACAAUGAUGGUGAUAUCUUACUUAAGGGGUCCUUUUCUGUUUGUGUUCAAUUUCCAUCCUAAGGAUUCAUAUGAAAGAUACAGCAUAGGCGUAGAAGAAGCCGGAGAGUAUAAAGUCAUCUUGAACACUGAUGAAAACAAGUAUGGUGGGCGAGGAUUGAUUGGCGAUGAGCAGUAUGUCCAAAGAACCUGCAAUCGUAGAGUUGACGGAAUGAGAUUCUGCUUGGAAGUGCCUCUACCAAGUAGAAGCGCUCAGGUUUACAAGUUGACACGAAUUCUGAGAGUGUAGCCAUGGAUUCUGAGGCUGAUCAGCCAAAACGCUUAAUGUCGGUUAAUGAGUCGACGUGCUGCAUACCAUUCAGAAGAAAGGCGAGCCUACGCCAUUUGUUCAGGCUGUUCCUUGAUCCUUCAUCAACAGCUUUGAAGGUGAGAAUAAAUGCAGAAAAUUCUGUGUCUAGAGCCUGUAAUCUCCACUCAUCCUUGAAAAUUUUAUGAUGUCAAAAGGGCACUGCGUAAAUGUCUAGAAAUUUUCAAUACCAAAUCCACAAUAUGCAUUCGGCAGUGUAAUUACAUAUUUACAUCAAUGGGUGUAAACUGUAAAGCAAUUUUUAUUUUUUUAAUUAAUUGUGAUGAUAAUAUAUUUGGAUUGCCAACAUCAUAUUAUGUAAUCAUAAAAUUAUCAUUGUAUGGUA
Ipomoea triloba (trilobed morning glory) is the source of this 3252-nucleotide messenger RNA. Its product is annotated as 1,4-alpha-glucan-branching enzyme 3, chloroplastic/amyloplastic. Gene Ontology annotation, cellular component: cytoplasm. Bases 99 to 2849 code for a protein of 916 amino acids. NCBI's taxonomy places the organism in Eukaryota, Viridiplantae, Streptophyta, Magnoliopsida, Solanales, Convolvulaceae. Gene Ontology annotation, biological process: glycogen biosynthetic process. The transcript is spliced from 21 exons. Gene Ontology annotation, molecular function: hydrolase activity, hydrolyzing O-glycosyl compounds; 1,4-alpha-glucan branching enzyme activity; cation binding. The record is from RefSeq and is a predicted model, not a curated record.